Molecule: messenger RNA, 5587 nt
Organism: Triplophysa dalaica
Lineage: Eukaryota; Metazoa; Chordata; Actinopteri; Cypriniformes; Nemacheilidae
Gene: si
Product: sucrase-isomaltase (alpha-glucosidase)
Exons: 48
Coding region: 72-5531 (1819 amino acids)
Biological process (GO): carbohydrate metabolic process
Molecular function (GO): alpha-1,4-glucosidase activity; carbohydrate binding
Source: RefSeq, a predicted model, not a curated record
GAGAGCCAUCUGUUCUCUUGCAGUGUGCUGUGACUUCACAUAAAAACUGAACCAAACAACAGCGUCAGAGGAUGGGAAAGCGGCGCUUUUCAGGGUUGGAGAUCACCCUGAUGGUGAUGUUUGCAUUGGUGCUGGCGGUCGCCGUGGCGCUGGUCGUUUUUCUUGCCCUUGGGGAGCCAGCAGUCAUCAAGGAAGAAUCAGGCACAGAUCCAGAAACGAUCGUUCCGGAGUGCCCCAAUAUUCCUCAGGGAGAGAGAGUGGACUGUUUCCCAGACGCGGGUGCUUCCAAGGAAAAAUGUUCGGCGAGAGGAUGCUGUUGGAGUCCCCUGAACGAGGCCAGCAUCCCCUGGUGUUUCUUCUCUAAAAACCACGGCUACACUGUAGUCAGCGAGCACAAGCCGGAUAGCACACAUAUUGAGGCCAGGCUUCAACGAAUGAACGCCCCGUCCCUGUUUGGAGCUGAUAUUGAAGAGCUGACCUUCCAAGCUGAAAUGCAGACAGAAAAUCGCCUUCGAUUUAAGAUCACUGACGCAAAGCAAAGCAGGUUUGAGGUUCCUCAUGAGCAUGUGAAACCCCCCUCCGCUCCUCCCACCAAACCCUUGAAUUAUGAACUGGAGUUAAUCCAGAAACCUUUUGGACUAAGGGUUUGGAGGACAUCUCCCCGAAAAGUCGUGUUCGACACAACCAUUGGGCCGCUGGUUUUUGCUGAUCAGUUUCUUCAGCUCUCUGCUAAACUCCCAUCCCACAAUAUUUAUGGGCUUGGAGAGCACGUGCAUCAGAACUUCCGACAUGACACAAACUGGAAAACCUGGCCUCUCUUCACGAGAGAUGCUUUUCCCAACGGUGGCACACACAACCUCUAUGGCCACUACCCCUACUUCACAUGUUUGGAAGACGAGAGUGGAAAAUCCUUGGGCGUUUUCCUCAUGAACAGCAAUGCAAUGGAGGUAACGCUGCAGCCGGCUCCAGCCGUGACCUUCCGCACCAUCGGAGGAGUUUUGGACUUUUAUAUCCUUGUUGGAGACACACCAGAGGCAGUCGUGGACGAGUUCACGAAGCUGAUUGGCAGACCCUUCAUCCCUCCAUACUGGUCUCUGGGCUUCCAGCUCUCUCGCUGGGACUACGGAAGCCUGGAGGAAGUGAAAAGAACCGUGGAGAGGAACCGACAGGUCGGCCUGCCAUAUGAUGUCCAGUACACCGAUAUUGACUACAUGGAAGAUAAAAAGAUCUUUACCUAUGAUAUGGUAAAGUUUAAAGACCUUCCUCAAUUUGCCGACUAUAUGCAUGCGAAGGGACAAAAGUACAUCAUCAUACUGGACCCUGCUGUGGCCACAAGUCAAAGGGUGAAUGGGUCGUAUGAGACACUCGUCAGGGGGAAGAAUUCUAAAGUUUGGGUCACUGAAGCAGAUGGUGUAACACCCCUGGUGGGUGAGGUGUGGCCAGGUGAAACCUUGUUUCCCGACUACACUAACCAGGCCUGCAUUGAUUGGUGGGUUGAUGAAAUAGAGCGGUUCUACAAGGAGGUCAAGCAUGAUGCUCUUUGGAUUGACAUGAAUGAGAUUGCCAGUUUUGUGAAGGGAUCCAACAAAGGCUGCGCUGUUAACAACCUCAACUACCCUCCGUACACCCCACAUAUUCUUGAUGGAGUCCUGUACAGUAAGACCUUGUGUAUGGAUGCCAAGCAAACAUGGGGGAACCACUAUGAUGUCCACAGUCUCUAUGGAUACUCCAUGGUCCUGGCCACAGAAAAGGCGUCAAAAAGCGUGUUUGGGAACAAACGUUCCAUGGUUUUCACCCGUUCCUCCUUCCCCGGGGUGGGCAAAUACGCGGGGCACUGGCUGGGCGACAACGCCGCCAACUGGAAUGAUAUUAAGUGGGCCAUUCCCGGCAUGCUGGAGUUUAACCUGUUCGGAAUCCCUUACAUUGGUGCUGACAUCUGUGGAUUCUUCGACGACAGUCCUGAAGAGCUAUGCAGACGUUGGAUGCAAGUCGGCGCCUUCUACCCUUUCAGCCGCAACCACAACGCCCAAUAUUACAAACCUCAGGAUCCUGCAUCAUACGGCGCUGACUCACUCUUGGUGAAGACCUCCAAACAUUACCUGAACAUCAGAUACUCCCUCCUGCCUUACCUCUACACGCUCUUCUUCGAUGCUCAUGUCAACGGGAAGACCGUAGUGCGGCCCAUGAUGCACGAGUUCUUCUCGGACAGUGCGACCUGGACAGUGGACCGCCAGUUCCUGUGGGGAGCCCACCUGCUCAUCACACCUGUGCUGGACCCUGGUGUUGACAGAGUGAGAGCUUAUAUCCCAGAUGCCAUCUGGUACGAUUUUGAGACGGAAACAAAGAUCACAGAACGCAAGCAGAUUGUUGACAUGUACCUGCCCGCUGAUAAACUGGGUUUACACCUGAGAGGCGGAGCCAUUCUGCCAGUGCAACGACCAGACGUCACAACCACAUACAGUCGUCUUCAUCCCAUGGGACUGAUCGUCGCGCUCGAUGAGAACAGCCGAGCAUCAGGAGAACUAUUUUGGGAUGACGGAGAAUCCAGAGAAACUGUUUCAUCCCGCUCAUACAUGCACUACCAUUUUGAUGUGGUUAAUGGUAUUCUGUCAAUAAACGUUUUACACAACGGCUACACGGAUCCAAACAAUCUGCAUUUUGAGAACAUUACUGUGAUGGGAGUCAGUGGCUCACCCGCUGCCGUGCUCGUGACAGAGGGAAGCACUUCGACUAUUCUGACCGAAUCCCAGAUUCACUAUGAUCCAGUCAAAGAGGUGAUGCAUCUGAGGGAUCUGAAACUGGAUCUUGGGAAGAACUACAUCGUCACCUGGGAGAUCAAAGGUUCCGGGCGCUUUGACUGCUAUCCGGGGGAGGACAGCAAUGAGGCCAACUGCAAACAACGCGGGUGCCUCUGGAAGCCUUCAGACAUUCCCAAAGAACCCUGGUGUUACUAUCCAGCGGCCUACGGCUACAAGGCAAGCAACCUUCUUGAAACGUCAAGCGGCUGGACAUUAGAUCUUGACCGCAAUAACGAUUUUCCCAGUCCACGAUCUUCAUCUGCAGACAUCAACAAACUGAGAGUAGAAGUCACAUACCUGAGCGGCCACAGCCUGCGAUGGAAGAUCUUUGAUCCGGUCAAUAAACGCUUCGAGGUACCGGUGCCCCUCACGCUACCAAGCACACCAGAGACAGAUGAAGCCAAGAGACUCUAUAGGGUCCAAAUCAGUGGUGACCUACCAUUUGGCAUCCAGGUGAUCAGAAAAAGCACAAAUGAAACUAUAUGGGACUCGGCCGUGCCAGGCUUCACGUUCUCCGAACUGUUCCUUCAGAUUUCCACACGCCUCCCCUCAAACUACAUCUAUGGUUUUGGUGAAACUGAGCAUGGUACCUACAAACAUGACCUCAACUUUCACACCUACGGCCUCUUUGCUAAAGACCAACCUCCAGGGGAAAAGCUGAACAGUUAUGGAGUCCAUCCGUACUACAUGGCUCUAGAAAAAUCUAAAUAUGCUCACGGAGUCCUUCUGCUUAACAGCAAUGCAAUGGAUGUGACCUUACAGCCCACUCCAGCCUUGACGUACCGUACCGUUGGAGGUAUCUUGGACUUCUACAUGGUGCUGGGACCGACUCCAGAAGAAGUUGUUCGGCAGUACACUGAGAUUAUUGGUCGUCCAGUUCUUCCAGCUUAUUGGUCUCUUGGGUUUCAACUUUGUCGUUACGGAUACGCCAACGAUAAGGAGAUCGCAGAUCUUUACAGUCAAAUGAAAGCUGCCAAUAUUCCUUACGACGUGCAAUAUGCCGACAUCGACUACAUGGAGAGGCAGAUGGAUUUCACGGUGGACCAAAACGACUUCCAGGAUCUUCCCGCUCUGGUAGACAACAUGAGGGCGGAGGGAAUGCGUUUCAUCUUCAUUUUGGAUCCGGCUAUAGCAGGCAAUGAGACAGAAGAAUACCUGCCAUUUUCUCGUGGGCUAAACCAAGAUGUUUUCAUUAAAUGGCCACCUGCACUUAGCAGUGAAAUUGUGUGGGGGAAGGUUUGGCCUGACUAUCCUAACGUGACUGUGGACAACUCUUUGGACUGGGACACUCAAGUAAAGGAAUUUAGGGCCUUCACGGCAUUCCCUGACUUUUUCAAGAGCAGUACAGCAACGUGGUGGCACAACGAGAUCAAAGAUUUUUACGACAAAAUGUUGAAGUUUGACGGCCUUUGGAUUGACAUGAACGAGCCAGCCAGUUUUGUGCACGGCACCGUCGGGGAGAAUUGUCUGGGGGACCCACUUUUAGAAAAUCCUCCGUACAUGCCCCCCCUGGAGUCCAAAGACAGAGGUCUGAACCAUAAGACUCUUUGCAUGAACAGCGAGCAGAUCCUUCCCGAUGGCACACCUGUAAAACAUUACGAUGUCCACAAUCUGUAUGGCUGGUCUCACACGAAACCCACUUUUGAUGCUCUGCUUAAUGUUACUGGAAAGAGAGGCAUCGUUAUUACCCGGUCAACGUUUCCAUCCAGUGGUCAGUGGGCGGGGCAUUGGCUCGGAGAUAACUACUCUUCCUGGAAUCAACUUCUGAAAUCCAUCGUAGGAAUGAUGGAGUUCAGCAUAUUUGGUGUGUCAUAUACUGGUGCUGAUAUCUGUGGUUUCUUUAACCCUGCACAAUACGAGAUGUGUUUACGCUGGAUGCAGCUGGGAGCCUUCUACCCAUUCUCGAGAAACCACAACACCAUAAACAUGCCAAGACAAGAUCCCAUGGCGUGGGGAGAAGCGUUCGCCUCUAUGUCUCGUGAUGUGUUGAUCAUUCGAUACACCCUCCUUCCCUAUUUGUACACGCUGAUGUACGAAGCUCACGAGCAUGGAAACACCGUGGUCAGACCCCUGCUACACGAGUUUGUCGAUGACGAAACCACGUGGACCAUCGACAGACAGUUCCUCUGGGGUCCCGCCCUUCUGAUCACACCUGCUUUGGACCCGGGUGCUACUAUGGUCAGAGGCUACGUGCCAAACACCCGCUGGUACGAUUACUACACGGGUGAAGCUGUUGGGGUUCGAGGACAGUUCUUGAGUAUGGAUGCACCAAUGGACAAAAUAAACCUGCAUGUGAGAGGAGGACACAUUCUGCCUUGGCAGAAAGCCGAGAACAACACACGAUACAGCCGUGUGAACCCUCUGGGUCUGAUUGUUGCUCUCAAUGAUGACGGUUCAGCACAUGGAUCUCUCUUCUGGGAUGAUGGAGAGGGAAUCGACACCGUCAAGAAUGCACAAUUCCUGUUGACAUCUUUCACGGUGAAAGAGAGCGUUCUGUCAAGCACGAUUGACAAAAAUGGUCUGGCCCCGGCUGACAAACUGACCCUGGGUGUUGUGAAGGUGUGGGGGUCAGGGACUGUGCCCAUCACUCAGGUUACCAUGAGCAUGGUUGGAAAUCCGGAUGUCGAAUUGGUUUGCAACCACAACCCGACAACACAGGUGUUAGAAUGUGAUGUGACAUCACAAAGACAGAGUCUGGACAUACCCUUCAGCAUCAGUUGGAAGACAACAUAGAGUCACAUGAGUAAUGCUUUAGCAAUGAACACACAUGAUUAUCUGUAUUUAUGAAU